Ichthyophthirius multifiliis is the source of this 726-nucleotide messenger RNA. RefSeq names its product ras oncogene family protein, putative. Gene Ontology annotation, molecular function: GTP binding; GTPase activity. NCBI's taxonomy places the organism in Eukaryota, Ciliophora, Oligohymenophorea, Hymenostomatida. Gene Ontology annotation, biological process: protein import into nucleus; ribosomal subunit export from nucleus. The transcript is spliced from 2 exons. The record is from RefSeq and is a predicted model, not a curated record. Gene Ontology annotation, cellular component: nucleus; cytoplasm.
AUGGUAAAAAAAAAAUUCUUAUAUCUUCAAAUAUUAAUAAAUAAAAAUACACAGCAAAACGUUUAACAUUCUAAUCAAAACUAGCAAUAUGUAGCUGAAUUCAAAAUAGUUCUUGUAGGAGAUGGUGGAGUUGGAAAAACGACAUUUGUAAAAAGACAUUAAACAGGAGAAUUUGAAAAAAAGUAUAUAGCCACGUAAGGGGUGAACAUAUCAUCUUUAAUACUAAGUACAAAUCAUGGUCCUAUAAAAUUAAACUUAUGGGACACAGCCGGAUAAGAGAAAUUAGGAGGAUUAAGAGAAGGAUAUUAUAUUGGAGCACACGCAGCUAUUAUGAUGUUUGAUGUAACUUCAAGAAUUACUUAUAAAAAUAUACCUAAAUGGCAUAAAGAUUUGACUAGAAUUUGCGAUAACAUCCCUAUAGUCAUAAUCGGAAACAAAGUUGAUUCUAAAGAUAGAAAAGUUAAAGCUAGAUAGAUAACAUUUCAUAGAAGAAGAUCGCUUUAAUAUUAUGAUGUUUCAGCUAAAUCUAAUUAUUAAUAUGAAAAACCUUUCUUAUGGAUUAUCAAAAAACUCAUAGGAGAUUUGAAUUUAGUUCUUGUGGAAAGUAUAGCUCUUCCUCCUCCUGAAAUCGUGAUGGAUUAAGCUCACAUUGAUUAGAUGUAGAAAGAAUUAUAAGAAGUAGAAAAUGCUCAACUUCCAGACGAAGACGAUGACGAUUUUAAAUGA